This is a messenger RNA of Emericellopsis atlantica, 1932 nucleotides long. RefSeq names its product NPL4 family protein. Lineage: Eukaryota; Fungi; Ascomycota; Sordariomycetes; Hypocreales; Bionectriaceae. Gene Ontology annotation, biological process: ubiquitin-dependent protein catabolic process. Gene Ontology annotation, molecular function: ubiquitin binding; ubiquitin protein ligase binding. The coding region runs from base 1 to 1932 and encodes 643 amino acids. Gene Ontology annotation, cellular component: nucleus. The record is from RefSeq and is a predicted model, not a curated record. The transcript is spliced from 2 exons.
AUGCUCCUCCGCUGCAGAGGGCCAGACGGCAUGUUCCGGUUCAAUGUCGAACCGACGACUACCUUUGGCGAACUCGUGCAGAAGAUGGUACAGGAACUCCCGAAACCUGUGGAUCUCUCGACUGUCAAAGUGUCCAGCUCCCCAGCCAAGGACUUCAAGGACAUUCGAGAGGUGGCCAAGUUCAAGGUCGGGUCGGUGGGCAUGAAACACGGCGACUGCCUCUUUGUGAACUACACCCACGCCGACGAGGCGGAGAGAGCAACGGAUGGCGAUUCGAAAGCGACGACGACGGCCCGCCUCAACGGCAAGCCCGUGCUCCCGACCGAAGACGCCCCCAUCAGCGCCAAACCCGAGCGAAUCUCGAGACCGUGGGAGGUUGUCCGACAGUCAGAGCUCGACAACCGGCUAGACCGACAAGAUGGCAAGAUCCCGCGGGGCAAGGGACGGAUGUGCCGUCAUGGGCCAAAGGGCAUGUGCGACUACUGCCAGCCUCUCGACCCCUUUGACGCCAGCUACCUGGAAGAGAAGAAGAUCAAGUACACGUCGUUCCACUCGCACCUGCGGAAAGUCAACGCGGCAACAAAUAAGCCUGAACUUGGAGCAUCCUAUAUACCGCCUCUGGUAGAGCCGUUCUUCAGGGUAAAGCAUGACUGCCCGUCUGGCCAUGCACCCUGGCCCGAAGGUAUCUGCACCAAAUGUCAGCCGAGUGCGAUCACGCUGCAGCCGCAGACCUUCCGCAUGGUGGACCACGUCGAGUUCUCGUCACCUACGAUCGUCGACAAUUUCAUCGACACAUGGAGGAAGACGGGCGCGCAACGACUGGGCUUGUUGUACGGAAGGUACGAGGAGUACACCGAGGUGCCCUUGGGCGUGAAGGCUGUGGUGGAGGCAAUCUAUGAGCCACCGCAGAUUGACGAGAUGGACGGGAUCACACAAAACGUCUGGGAGAACCAGAAAGACGUGACAGAGGUUGCCAAGAUGUGCGGCCUCGAGCCAGUCGGUGUUAUCUGGACUGACUUACUGGACGCGGGGCGAGGAGACGGAUCGGUGGUUUGCAAGCGCCAUGCGGACUCUUACUUUUUGUCGUCGCUGGAAAUCUGCUUCUCGUCGCGAUUGCAAGCGCAGCAUCCCAAGCCAUCCAAGUGGAGUGACACGGGGAGAUUCGGCAGCAACUUUGUCACGUGCAUCAUCACAGGCGACGAAGAGGGUCAAAUCUCGAUAUCAUCCUACCAAAUGGCCAACUCGGCGGUGGAGAUGGUCCGUGCCGAUAUCGUCGAGCCUUCAGCGGACCCCAACGUCAUGCUCGUGCGGCCAGAGGAAGAGGAUGAUGGUUCGGUCAGUCGCACGCGGUACAUUCCCGAAGUCUUCUACCGGCGCGUGAAUGAGUACGGCGCCAGCGUACAGGAGAACGCCAAGCCAUCCUUCCCCGUCGAAUAUCUCUUCGUCACACUAACCCACGGCUUCCCGGCGCAGCCCAAGCCCAUGUUCACGCAGACAGGCUUCCCCAUUGAGAACCGCGAGUACAUUGGCGAGAGCCAGGAGACCCUCGCUGCCAGAAAGGCCCUCAAACUUGGCGCUGGACAGACACCUGAUAAGCAGGGACAGGAGGUGUCCAAUUUCCAUCUCCUGUGCUUCAUCUUGCAGAUGGGUAUUCUUUCCAAGGCCGAGGCUGCCUUGCUCUGCCGCGUGGCCAGCCAGCACGACCUCGGCGAAGCAGCGCAGCUACGGGCCACCGAGGGCUGGCAGAACAUGCAGGCCAUUCUAUCCACGACCGGUGAGCGACCCCCCAAGCGUCCGCGCGACCCACACAACCCCUCCACUGCCGCUGUUGCUUCUUUGUCCCGCGAUCAUGGAGGUGAACCGCCUACUAAACGAUUUGCUGCGUUCAGGCUGAAUGAGAAAGAGUUCUUCGGAGGCGGGGGGAAGACUUAG